This is a messenger RNA of Aethalodelphis obliquidens (Pacific white-sided dolphin), 588 nucleotides long. RefSeq names its product dynein light chain Tctex-type family member 5 (gene DYNLT5). Gene Ontology annotation, molecular function: dynein intermediate chain binding. Lineage: Eukaryota; Metazoa; Chordata; Mammalia; Artiodactyla; Delphinidae. Gene Ontology annotation, biological process: microtubule-based movement. Bases 49 to 588 code for a protein of 179 amino acids. Gene Ontology annotation, cellular component: cytoplasmic dynein complex; cytoplasm. The transcript is spliced from 5 exons. The record is from RefSeq and is a predicted model, not a curated record.
GAGGACCCCCGCCGAGUCGCGUCUGCGUCUCCAGCACUGCCUUAGGUUAUGAUGAUGUCAGACAUUGCUAAAGACAGAACGGCUCAUUUACUGAAGAAGAGGGGCAGUGUGUCUUCUUUAAGUAGUCAUGAGUUCCAGCGGAAAGAGCCUCGUGGGCGCACCAAAGACUCUCUGAGUACAGUGUCUUAUAUGGAUGAACCUAGCCAACAUGAAGAUGCCCUUCACCUCGCAGUUCAGAUGGAAAACACCUACCAACUGGGUCCUACCAAACAUUUUCCUGUUGUCAUUGUCAAUCAUAUUCUGAAAGAUGUGUUAACUAACUACCUACAAGAAGAAAAAUAUGAACCAGAGCUCUGUAGACAGAUGACUAAAACGCUUUCUGAGAUUAUUAAAGCCCAGAUCAAGGACUUGAUGAUUCCACGAUAUAAGCUAAUUGUGAUGGUUCACAUUGGACAACUGACUGGCCAGAGCAUACUGAUUGGAAGCAGAUGCCUCUGGGAUCCUAAAAAUGAUACCUUUGCAUCUUACAUUUUCAGAAAUUCUUCUCUGUUUGCUCUUGCAAAUGUCUACACAGUUUACUUUGAGUGA